CUUAAAGUUCCUCUCCCUGAGAUAAAAGAUCCCCAAACAUGGAAAAUCGUGAAGAAAACGUCUGUAAAUUAUGUUUGAAAACUAAAGCUAAGUACACAUGUCCUCGCUGUAACAUCCAAUAUUGCUCAUUAGAAUGUUACAAGGGGGAAAAACAUGUGCAAUGUUCAGAGAAUUUUUACAAGGAAUGUUUUAUGGAAGGAUUGAAAGACUUUGGUUCCAGCAAAGAAGAUAAACAGAAUGUUUUAGAGAUGUUACAGAGAGUCAAAGAUGAAGAUCCUGGUUUUGAUUCAGAUGAUGAUAAUGAAGAUUUGGAGGCUAGGCUAGAAGGUUUGGAUUUAGAAACAGAUAGCAAGACUGUUUGGAAUAAAUUAACAGACAAAGAAAAGAAAGAGUUUGAGAGGUUGAUGGCAGGUGGAGAGUUAUCUACCUUGGUUGAAGUUUGGGCACCAUGGUGGAAUGAUAAGGUUUUGAUAUCAGAAAUGAAUGACAGAAAAGUAAAGACAAGAAUCCCAGCUAUUCAGAAGGAUAUAACUGAUAUUUCAACUUUAUUGUCAAAAGGGAAGCCCUCAGCAGAUCUAAAGAACAAUGUCAUUAACGUUCUGUAUGCCUACUGUUUUAUUUGUCGACUUUACAAUGGAGAUCACAUGUCAUUCCAAAUAGAGGUUACUAAGGAAGUCCUAUCCGUUAGUAAAGUACUAAGUGGUACAGCAGUGUGCGGCAGUCCUCCUGAGGCAAUACAGAUGUGUUUUCAAUGUUUACAAAGUAGGGAUAAAGAAAAUUUGACCUCACGACAAUUCAACAUAUCACUGAUAGAGGAUGUCAUCAGAAUAAUACAGGGACCCAGUCAAUAUGAUCCUUUACAGUUUGUUAUGUCUGCCUUGUCAGAACUGGUCCUGUUGUUCCAUAAGACCAUGUCAGAAUUGACAACAGGUAUGUUAUACAGGGACCCAGUCAAUAUGAUCCUUUACAGUUUGUUAUGUCUGCCUUGUCAGAACUGGUCCUGUUGUUCCAUAAGACCAUACCAUGUCAGAAUUGACAACAGGUAUGUUAUACAGGGACCCAGUCAAUAUGAUCCUUUACAGUUUGUUAUGACUGCCUUGUCAGAACUGGUCCUGUUGUUCCAUAAGGCCAUGUCAGAAUUGACAACAGAUAUAAAGAAAAGUAAAGAAGAGAAGACCCGACUUGAAAACAAAGAUUUAAAAAAGAAAGUGUUUAUAAGUUUGAAGAAAGUGGAGUUUUUAUUAAGCUGGACACAAAGAUUUGGUAUGGCAUUACAGUCAGCAGUGACAGAGCUCCAAUUAGAGUUUUGUGCCAUGAGCAGUGAUUUAGCAGAAGUGAAUGAAACCAAACAAAAAGUAGAACAUUUCCAAAAAGAAAAACAACUGAAAGACAAUAGAAAACUUGUUCAAGAGAUAUAGAUACUAUGAAUGAAAAUAUC
Molecule: messenger RNA, 1438 nt
Organism: Mytilus trossulus (common blue mussel)
Lineage: Eukaryota; Metazoa; Mollusca; Bivalvia; Mytilida; Mytilidae
Product: zinc finger HIT domain-containing protein 2-like
Exons: 12
Coding region: 39-1418 (459 amino acids)
Source: RefSeq, a predicted model, not a curated record